Messenger RNA from Heterotrigona itama, 5722 nucleotides. Lineage: Eukaryota; Metazoa; Arthropoda; Insecta; Hymenoptera; Apidae. The record is from the annotation of a GenBank genome assembly.
AGAUGCUGAAGUGGACGGUUUCGAGAUCAUUGUCAGCGAGCAGCUCGACGCCUCACGGUCCGCCUAACUUGAACAAGGCGCCCCGCAGGCCCUUUCGUGAUCUAUCGAACACCCCUCCCGCUGUUGGGACGAGGACUCGGACGGUAGCCGGGCAGAAUGCCGAGAACGCGGCGAUGGCUUCGGCGAGAACGACGCCUGUACGCCGGAGGAGAUGCAGAAGUCACGGCAGCGACCUGAGGACGUACUUUCAGGUAUCGAUCUCGACUCGUUUGUCUCUCAUUUUCAGCCAGUUUGGCUCUCUAACGAACUCGCCUCUAACCACCAGCCUUGAAUAUCAACCAAUGACAACGAGAGACCGUACGUAUAACAAUCCGUACGUGUGUAUGGUUCGGUUUCAGGCAACGAAGCCCAAUUUACGGGCGAACAAACGUCAAUCGAUGUCACAGCAGCCGAAAAAGUCAUCGGUCUCGGAGAGUUUCUAUCAGAGCACGCCAAGGGUCGACGCCGAUAUCGGCCCGUUGACGUUCUUCCCCUCGGGCAGCAAGUGCUCGACAGCACUGACCCUGCCGACCGAUCCCACGCUCUUUAUGAAGAAGAGCAGAACAAAGAGCUCGUUCCAGAGCGACAACGAGCUGCCGCAGAACAUCGUGAACGAGGCCAGGGCGAAUCUACAGUCGCACGUGUCCGACUUCUUUCAGCAAAUCUCCAUGGCCACCAGCCCGGAGGACGUGAUGGAGGCUGACUCCGUGCCGUUCUCCAACAACAACAGAGUUUACUUUCAAAAUCAGGGGAGGACGACGUCCAAGACGUUCGCCGACUGCUCGAGGAUGUCGUACUUGCCGAAGCUGGCGAGAAUCACGAAGAUUCACGCCCGCAACAAGACGCCGUACCAUGGUGGCAAGGUGGCCUCCUCGGCCGCCACCGGCUCGUUCAAGGCCAAGUCUCGCAACCAGACGCCUCUCGCUGGGAAACUGUCGAACCUGGCCAUUGACCAAGAUUUACCAAAGUUCGAGAACAUGGACAACACGGUCACGGAGGUUCUCAACAGCAGGGAGCAGGAAAUGAAUUUCACCGGGAAGACGGUGGCGGAGAUACUUUUGGGAGACGUCGAGGAGAGGAAGAAGGUUCUCGAGAGCAGCCGAGGCGAGGAAGAGAGUGCCGCGAAGUCCGAUCACACGUGCGAGACGAUCAUGGAGGAUGAGACGGCGUGUCACAACGACAGUUCCGUCUCCUCGGCUAGUCAAUUGUUGGAGGACCCAUCACCGAUGUCCUGGGCAUUUGCCUCGCCCACCAACGAUCUCGACGAAGGAGAAUUCACCCUGAAGAGGCAGCGUGGGAUACGAAGGAAACGGCACCGGAAGGACACCGAGAAAACCUUCAACGGAAAGCGAGCAAAGAGACGAUCGUCCAAUCGCAGUCCGUCCGCUGAUGAUGCAGCGAAAGAACCGAACGAAGCGGCAGGGAACAACGCUCUGAUCGAAGCUGUGAAUCCAAACGUGAAGAAGCUCGCUUUGGAGACCGACUUGGACGCUACCUUGGACCACGAGAAGUGCGUGCUCGAGCCGAAGGCUCUGUUCGAAGGCGAGCUCGACGAAGGACGCAAAGACGAGAACGAGGAGGAGGAGGAGGAGGAGGAGGAAGAGGAGGAGGUCGAGAGGAAAGCAAACACGUGGGACCUGGACAGCCCGAAGUCGACUCUCACCGACGACUUUCACAGCUCGAAGUCGCUUCUGACUUCGGUGUCGAACACUCCGGAGACUCCGUUGGUCGCGACUGUCAGAAGGUGUCUCAAGUUCAGCCCGGAGAGCGAGCCGCCGCGACAGAAUUGUCACGGAUCGAUCGAGAUCGAGUAUUCCGUCGUGGGCGAUCAGAUACACGUGCGAGUGAUACGGUGCAAGGACCUGAGGAGGGCGUACGAAGGUCCCGUCCACGCUUACGUGAAGGCAAGCUUGAAGAACACGAACGGCGAAGGAGUGGUGAAGAGGACAGCGGUGCACAGGGCCACGCCGAAUCCCGUUUUCCACGAGACCUUGAUACUGCCCUGCCCGGUGAACAACAACCACUACACCAGCAAGACUACGUCCCUGGACAUCGCGGUUUGGCACAGAGAUCGUCGUGCAAGGAAGCGACAUGGCAUCCGCUAGAAGCAGGAACCGGUCGAAACACGAGCAACCCAUACGCCGGUCUGCCGCAGGACUGUGGAGUCUCGCCACCCCUGUCGAAGGACGGAGAGCCAGAUAAUAAUAAUUCAGGAGCGGAAGACCUGACGUAUUUGAGGCAUCUCGAAUUAGAGCCUAUCGAUCCUCUGACCGGCCUGCCUCUGCAUCCGGGUUUCACAGCCAGGGGUGGCAGAACACCAUGCACCAUUCCAUGGGGAUUCUCGCUGUCGUGGGGAAGGCCGCCCCGCGUGGAGCGCGUGGACCCAGGCAGCCCGGCGGAACGAUCCGGUUUGAGGCCAGGUGAUCACGUGGUCUUCGUUGACAUGACGAACGUGGUGACGCGAUCGCGGGAGGAGAUCCUCGGACUGAUCCAGGCGGCCACGAACCAAUUGAUCCUGGAGGUUUACCGCAAGGGGAACGUUCACUCGUCGAUGCACCGGCCUAACUCGAUGAACGUUAGUCUGCAGCAGUCGAUCGGCGGUGGCCACCACGCGGUUGCGUUCAACGCCGAGGUGUUUCCGAACCUCGCGCCGGACGCGCCGCCGGAGGAGGAGUUGUCCGUGCGCGAGACGCGGUACUGGGGCAUCCUGAAAAGCGGUCACACGCGUUUCCUGGCGCCUUUGGCUGAGAGACGCGACGUUCUGUCCGCGGCUGAUUACCUGAUCCUCUUCCAAAAUCUCGACGAGCUGCUCAAGAUCUCCGAGGAGAUCCGCGACGAGGGCGGCGGAGUCGAGAGUUAUCUGUGCAGAGUACCGAGAAUCACCGCUGCCUACAGAAGAUACCUGAGCGGGCUGCAACGCGCGUGUUGCCUGCUAGUCGCGCUCAGGCGAAACACGGCGUUCGCGAAGCUCGUCUGCGAGCCCGCUGUGCCGCACAAAAGGCGACCCGAUCUCACGGGUGUCUUGCUCUUGCCUCUGGAGCACUAUAGAGAGAUGACGAGACUGUUGUGCCUGGCAUCGCCGAGGAACUGCCAGCAAGCCAGAGAUCUAGCUCAGGGAUACCGGGAAGCGACCGCGAACGCCGGCGUGAUGGAACCACCGCGCGACACCGGCAAGCCUCUGCUCAGUCUGCAGGAGGUUGAGUCCCGUUUGGUUUUCGCCAGAUGUAAACCGUUCACGCUGGCCAUGCCGGGCAGACAAUGGUUAUUUGGAGGCGCGCUGGCAAAGGUGGAGGGCCGAGCGCGGCUGCAACCCUCGUGGGCGUUGCUUCUCACCGACCUGCUCGUGUUCGCUCGUGUUUCCCGAGACCGGGUUCUGUUCGUAACCGAGGAGCCUCUGCGGCUGUCGAACAUCGCCGAGGCUUGUUUCACCGUCCGCAAACGACCCACGGAGUUCCGGUUGCAAAUCGCGAUCAAUCCUUCCGGCAGCUCGGAGAACGGCCACGUCGAGGUGACGAACAGCGGUGGCUGCAGCCCUCACAGUCGUCCGCGAAGGCGCGUUUUGGUCCUGCGUGCGCCGACCCCGGAGCUGAAGGCUGUCUGGCACAAUCUCCUUCAGCGACAAAUAAUCUAUGUAAAUACAGGCUAUGGGGGAACACCGAGUCAGGACAGCCCGGAAGAAAGUCCGAUCACCGGUAGCAAUUUCACCACCGCCGCGAUUAGAGAAUCGACUGAAAGUUCGCAAACGACCAGGGAGUCGCAGAAACAGGACGAGGAGAAGGGAUCGCGCUCCGUGGAGAGCAUCGACAGUAUCGUGAAAAGUUCGACGGGAGACAAUCACCUGGCGCAGUGGGUGCGCAAUUCCCACCAGAUCCCGCCGCCGGAUCACGAGGAGGUGCCUAUCGAGGAGUGGACGGCCGAGGAUCUGGCGGCACGAGUGCCGCGAGAAACCGGCAACGAGCCGAGCCGGGAACGACACGCGAUAGCGGACGACGUCGCGACGGAGGUGAUCAGUUCGGACGUGGAACAGCAGAGUACAGCGUCGAGCGCGAGCCUCAGCACCGUGAAAUCCAACAGCGUGACCGCGAAGAAGAACGGCAGCCUUGCGUCUUCCAAGGAGAACUCCGCCAGUUCGAUCAACAUUUGCAGAAGAUGUCACAGGUCAGGUUGCCCGACACCGCCUCUGACGAGAGAUCCGUUUUCCCCGUUACCGCCGAAGAUCUCGGUGGUGCCGCCAACACCCGACUUGUGCACCAGGCAUCGACUGAGAAACGGGCUGCACGACAGCCCUGGCAGGAACAGUCCAGCUUACACUCCGGCCGAUGGCAAUACGGAAGACGGCAGCGAGGACGAUCUGGAUUGCGACGGUGAACCACCGUACAGAGUUUUGAGAAGAUUCGGCACGGUGAGCAGCCUGGAUCAGGACGACGAGCUAGAGGAGCAGGGGGACGACGAUAAUCGGGACACCGAAUCUCCGCCGACAGGUUUGAGAGCGUGGACAGCUCGAGCGAGCAGUUACAUGGUCAGCAAGAGGUCGGCGUUGUUGGAGCAGCUUGGCGAGGGCAUAGGUGGAUAUCUUCUCCAGUCGCCGGUUCCGCCCGAGAGAACGGAAUUCUCGUUGGAUCCGAACGACGAGGAAGGGACGACGUCCGGCGCUACCUCGGGCGACGAUAUCUGGGGCACACCGACCUCCGGCGGACCCGACGACGAGAGCUUCACCGCGAGCUCGCCGCCGCCCAUCGGCUCGGGCAACGUCGUCACAUUCGGCGAGGAUAACUACGGGCUGAACCUGUCGGCGGAGGACGAGGCGGACCAGGAGUCGGAGAACGACGACUGCAACCUGUCGGAGCUGAACAUGGACCAGCUGCUCGGCAGUGGGAGCCUCAGCUCGUUGCGGUGUUUCCUGGGCAGGCAGAGGCUGGAGCCGCUGCCGGAAGAAGAGGACACGUCGGGCAGCGCCAAGGACCAGCGGUUUCAAACGGCGGCGUCGAAGAACGUCGGCACGAGCUCCGACCCCGGGAACGAGAGGGAUCGUAUAUUCGCGAGAUUGAGCCAGGAGGACGAGGAGUUCCGCAGGAAGAUAGUGAACCUUCACAGAAAGUUGUCGGACGUCGAGGACACCUACGCGGCCGAGUGCGCGUCGUCGGACAUCUCGAAGGCGUCGAAAGAAGCGGAACGCCUGAGGGAACUGGAAUCGGUGGCGCGACGAGCGGAGGAGACCAGGGAGAGCAGAAACGCCGAGAGAAUCGGAGCGGAAGAACAGGCGAAGAACAGGGGAGAAGGAUAUUUGGGCCCGGAACUGCUCGGAGCCGACACGAGGAGAGGCCGAUGUUACGGCCGGAGAGGCGACGCGCAACAGGAGCAACGGAGAAGGCGAAUGGAGCUGUUCCAACGGAAGACGAGCAGGCUGGAGGAGGACUCGGACGAUCAGAACGACAGCAGCCCGUCCAGAACGACCGAGAAGAAUUUCUUGAACAGAUUGAGAAUAAAACGGCGCAGCAUGAAGCUGCUCAGCUUCCUGAGCGGCAAGGCCGCGGACAGGUCGCAGGAGGAGCGCGCCGCGAGACUGCUGAGGAUGUACAUGCCCGAGAAAGGAUCGAAAGCACAAAACACUAUUUCUAUUCAUCAUACGUCCAGGGACAGGCGAUUUUGGAAGCUGCGUAGUCGAAGGCGGACAAAUUCCUCU